This is a messenger RNA of Bactrocera dorsalis (oriental fruit fly), 1506 nucleotides long. RefSeq names its product putative nuclease HARBI1. The record is from RefSeq and is a predicted model, not a curated record. Bases 241 to 1506 code for a protein of 421 amino acids. NCBI's taxonomy places the organism in Eukaryota, Metazoa, Arthropoda, Insecta, Diptera, Tephritidae. The transcript has 6 exons.
AAGAAAUUUUGACAUUUCAUAUCGCACCGUGAAUGUUAAAAAGUAAAAGAAGAAGAGUGUGAAAAUUAAUCAAACGUAAAAGAUAUUUGAGGAAAGCAAUUGGUGGUCAAGUGAAAAACUAAUAAAACGGAAUAGAAAUUUGAGCAGGAGUAAUUGUGUAUGUGUAUAAAAAAGCAAAGAGUUAUUCAAACGUAAAAGAUAUUAGAGCAAAGCAAUUGGUGGUCAUUUUUAGUAUCCAUAAUGGAAGACGAAGAGUUAAAUCUUAUGAUGUUGUUGAACUGUGGCGCUUUCAUGACCAUCAUAGAGUCUGGAAAAACCAAAUUAAGACGCAGGAGACCCUGUCAUUGGGUGAGCCCUUAUCUCAAGGCGAGAAAUGAGAAGGGGAGGUUUUUCACCGACUUCAAAAACUUACGGAACGAUCCAACUCGUUUCAUCGAAAAUUUUCGUAUGCCACCAAGUGUAUUUGAUGAGCUUUGGGAAAUACUGGAACCACAUCUGCUUCCAAAGCGGAAUACUAGACCGAACGAUUUCAUUCCUACUAAAGCUAAGUUAGCAAUUGUACUAGAGUACCUGGCUUCUGGAGAUAUACAACGCCAUAUUGCCUCCUGCUAUCGUAUUAGCAAGCAGCACUUUGGUAGAAUCGUGUCCGAUGUGUGUAAGGGAAUAUGCAGCGUAUUGAAAAAUGAAAUUCCAGAUUGGACAGAACACUCGUUGUUGGAGAUAUCGAAUUGCUUUCGAACACAAUGGAAUUUUCCGAACUGCGUCGGGGCUAUCGAUGGCAAACACAUAGCUAUCAAAGCCCCACCAAAAUCUGGAAGCAUAUUUUAUAAUUACAAAGGAUUCCAUUCUAUUGUGUUGAUGGCCACAUGUGAUGCCAAUUAUAAAUUCACAUACGUCGAUGUUGGUGCUUACGGAAGCGAAGGAGACUCCAAUAUUAUGAAGAAUUCGAGAUUUGGUAUCAGCAUACUUAAUGACAGCUGCCAAUUUCCGGCCGAUGGCUUUAUUGAUGGCAAAAAAGUACCCUACUUCAUUGUAGGAGACGACGCAUUCCCACUGUGCAAACGUAUUAUAAAGCCUUACAACAGCAAACACCUUUCCAAAGAGGAACAAAUUUUCAAUUACCGUUUAAGUAGAGCAAGACGGUGUAUUGAAAACGCGUUUGGAAUUUUGAGUGCAAAAUGGCUUUGCCUCAGAAAGGUAUUAUUUUGUCAUCCGGAUCGGGCACGAUCGAUUGUUUCAGCAUGCUGCCUGCUUCAUAACUUCCUCAUCAAUAAAUGUGGACAAACUUAUAAUCCCCCUAUCUUCUCUGGAUUCGAGGGCAUCGAUGGAUUCUGGGAAUCAGGAGAAUGGGAGACUAUACAACAACAAGAAGGCCCUUUAAAUGAUUUAGGUACCUACCGGGGAAGAGCAUCAGAUUAUGGAAAAUAUGUACGAAAUGUCUUAAAAGAUUAUGUAAAUUCUACAUCUGGAUCUGUUCCAUGGCAAAAUAAUGCAACAUUUCUUUGA